CCUAAUUUGGCACGAAGUUUAGCGCGAGUGACAGUUCUGGCCCCAUUUUUUAAAUAAGACAUUUACAGCCUACUUUUGAAAUUAUUCGACAGAUUUGGCCCAAAACUUGUGUUGACCGUUAAUAUUAACGGUCAAACACUUAUUCCGUUAGUAAUUCAGAAAAAAACUGCUGAUGUGGUUAUACAUGUGCCACAUCAUCAAAUAAGACAUUUUUUAUUUUGUAAUUUAAUUAAAAUAAGACUAACAAAUUAAAGAAAUAAAAAAGAUUUAAGGAUGGAUUUAUCGCAGCUCCAUUUCCUCCAUGUUUUAGCCUAAAUCCACGCAUCACCAAUCUCCAUUCUUCACCUCCAUUCCAAUCCCUCCGCUACCAGCAACCGGUGGCCAAAAUGUGCACCGCCCAGAACAAGAUUGGAGCUCCUUUUGCUUUUACCCUUCGCUGUAUGAGAUCUGUUGGGUUAAACUUUUUUUGCAGGAUCCAGAUCUGGUGGUGACACACGAUUCCCCGGACGAGCUUUCUUCUCGAGAUUCCCUCUCUUCAACGAAUCGACGUGGUCUCCGAACAAGUUCGUGACAGCGAUUGCAUCUGAUCCGCCAUGGCCAGUACUGAUUCUCUCUGUUUGCUUCGCCGGUGGACAGGAAGAAGGGUGGUUCAGAGUCUCUCCGUUCUUAGUCUAACCGGUGGAUUAGAGCCCCGAUUCUGCAAUGGCGGCGGCGGAUGCUUCGGACUUUGGAGUCUCUUCGUUUCCGAAGAUGGGGUGGUUCAGCCUCUGAUUGCUUACGACACAGUAGAGGAAGAAGGGGAUGAACCAGUGGGAAGGAGGCGGCGGGAUGAAGAAAUGAGGGUCGGAGGAUUGGGGUUUGGGGAUUUUGGGAUUUUUUAUUAUUAAUUUAAUUACAAAAUUAAAAAAUAUUACUGUUUAAUGACGUGGCAAGCCACAUCAACCAUUUUUUUUGCUGAAUCACUAACGGAAUAAGUGUUUGACCGUUAAUAUUAACGGUCAACACAAGUUUCAGGCCAAAUCUGUCCAAUAAUUUCAAAAGUAGGCCGUAAAUGUCUUAUUUAAAAAAUGGGGCCAGAACUGUCACUCACGCUAAGUUUCGGGCCAAAUUAGGGUAUUAACCCUAAAAUAAAAGAGUUGAAUGGACCUGACCUACACGGGAUUUGCCCAUCAAGUAAAACAAAUGAACAUCAUGGGUUUGCCAUUCUAAAACAAACUAUUUUCUCUAGCAUACUAUAUAUUAUGCUAUUAGUUUAUAUCUUAGUGGCUAAAAUAUAAUGUAUUUUAAAGUUAUUCAAUGGUGCAACCUCGACCAACCCAAUUAGUCCAAUUUUUAUAAUUUCAAAUAUAUAUUAUGUAAUUAUUUGAUAUCAUAAUGAUUAAAUUAUAAUGUAUAUUAUAGAGAAUCGUUUGGUAUUUGUUAGUAAAAAAACUAAACAGAAAGAUCUAUUUGGUUAUUUUUAACAUUAUAACGAUCCUAAACAUUUUCAGUUUCCUUUCGAAAUUCUAUAGUUUUAUUCCCGAAUCAGUGAUGUGCAAAUGGCGAGCUCCAGUCAUCUCUUUUCUUUCAUUAUUUUUUAUUUUCAAAUAGAAAGUUUAAAAGUAAAGAAGAAUUAGAGUUUGGCAUGGGUCGGUCAAACAUGCUGAAUUUCAAGUUUUGACCCGUUUUGAUCAAGUCUAAUUCAUAAUCACAUGGUUCCCUGAUACCCAAUAAAAAUCUCAAUCCAAACCAGUUUGGCAGGUGAGUCCGUGUUUACCACCAUUUUCUAGGGAUACAAGAACGGUGGUUCGUAUCCCAAAUCGUGUUGUUCAUUCUUGAUUUCUUUAGAUUUUAUCAUGGCUUAGCAAAAAACCAGAAAGCACAAUGAUGAGAAGAUGAAACUUUUAUAAAGCAAAUUAAUUGGCCAACAGGCCGAGUAAAAGCUAGCAACGAUUGUGAGAUGCUCAUUUCCGGAAAACCGGUGGGAUAGGCGAUUUUUUAUUCGAUUUUCUGGAAUUCGGUUUCUAUAAAACUUACUUCACCUCAUCAUAUUACCAGAAACAAUAUUGUUUCACAAGGUAACAGAUACUUGAUUUUGGUUCAUAAGACUGAUUUUUGAUUCGUUGCAUCAUUCAUGUCUCUUUUCUACUAAAAUUCACUAUUUUUAUCAUGUGUUUCCCAAUAAAAACUAUACAACAAUAAGCUAUACACCCCAUUACAUUAUCAAAUUCCAUACCUCACCUUCUUCCGGCCAAAUGGCCGGGACCACGCUAGUUAUACCUUUAAAUAGAUGAACUGAAUUGGAUUACAAAUUACCACUCAUAAUGCAAAACUAGCAAUGCCAACAUGAACUGGUUUGACAAGUGAUAACCUUGUUACAAAUUCCAAAUAAGAAAUCUGUGGGCUGGUGUGUUUGUAAAUUCUGUUGAAAACAUUUUUUUAAGCUAUUGAUUCAUUUUAGAAAACAAUAUUAUUCUGGGUAAAUUGCAAGCUUGGUCACUAAGAUUACUAAAAAUGUUUAUGUUUAGUUAUUGAAAAUAUUUAAUUCCAUUUAUGGUCACUAGAUUUAGUCAAAUAUGUCAUAUUUGGUCACUCUCCGUCCAAUUCCGUUAAUUUUGUCUGAUGUGACAGUCAACUUUUAUAGUUGACCGUUAAAUAUAUGAUGUGGCAAUUAAAAAUUAAAAUAAAAAAUAAAAAAUUUG
Messenger RNA from Linum trigynum, 2681 nucleotides. NCBI's taxonomy places the organism in Eukaryota, Viridiplantae, Streptophyta, Magnoliopsida, Malpighiales, Linaceae. The record is from the annotation of a GenBank genome assembly.